Molecule: messenger RNA, 2046 nt
Organism: Eutrema salsugineum
Lineage: Eukaryota; Viridiplantae; Streptophyta; Magnoliopsida; Brassicales; Brassicaceae
Product: WRKY transcription factor 1
Exons: 5
Coding region: 315-1721 (468 amino acids)
Biological process (GO): regulation of DNA-templated transcription
Molecular function (GO): sequence-specific DNA binding; DNA-binding transcription factor activity
Source: RefSeq, a predicted model, not a curated record
CUUCUUCUUCCUCCUUAGUCCUUCUAAGUCCAACCAAUCUGAUUUUUGGACACGACCUUUUGUCUUCUUUCUUCUCUCUCUCUCUGUUGAUUUUAGUGUUAACCCAAUUUUGAGGUUGUUCGAUUCCGAUCUACGGAUUUUUGUACUUGAGAAGCUUUUUCAGUUUUGUGUAAUUUGGUCGGAUGAUGAUCUUCUCGAUGCUUGCGCUAGGAUUUGGAAACUAAAUGGACUUUGGCGUAAAGCUCGAUUUUUUCCGUUUUUGAAUUCAGUUGAAUUUCUUCUUCUGCUGCUGGUUAGACGUUGUGUUGGUCUCUAUGGCUGAGGUGGGAAAAGUUUUGGCUAGUGACAUGGAACUAGCCAAUUCAAGCGAGACUAAACCAGCUGAUGUUGUUGCCACUGAUAAAAUGGAGGCUGCACCGGUUUCUACAACUGAAACCGUUGUUGAAAGCUCUGAAACUGAGCAAUCUUCAGGCGAGAUUCCAGAAUCUACAGACUGCAAGAAGCUACUAGAACUUGUUCCUGAUACUACCGCGGCUUCACAGUCAGAAGUAGAUGUUGCUUCGGAGAAAGCGCCAAAGAUUCCUGAGAGUAGUACCGUCUUGUCUUUGCAGUCUGGUUCAGAAGGGAGUAGCCCUUUUAUCAGGGAGAAAGUUAUGGAAGACGGAUACAACUGGAGGAAAUAUGGACAGAAACUCGUUAAAGGGAAUGAAUUUGUGAGGAGCUAUUACAGGUGCACGCACCCAAACUGCAAAGCCAAGAAGCAAUUGGAACGGUCUCCAGGUGGACAAAUCGUGGACACUGUUUACUUUGGCGAGCAUGAUCAUCCAAAGCCUCUUGGCGGUGCUGUCCCUAUCAAUCAAGAUAAACGAAGCGAUGUCAUCACAACUGCCAGUAAAGAGAAAUCAUCUGGACCCAGUGUUCAGACAUAUAGCCAAAGCCAAACCGAACCACCUAAGAUCCAUGGAGGCUUGCAUGUUUCUGUUAUUCCAUCGGCCGAUGAUGUGAAAGUAUUACAAACUAGCAGGACAAAGGGUGACAACGUUCACAAGGAUAGUACUAGUCCUGCCUCAAAGAGAAGGAAGAAAGGAGGGAACAUGGAGCACAUUCCAAUGGAGAGGUCAAACAAUGAAUCACGUAAUGUGGUUCAGACUCAGACUCUGUUUGAUAUUGUGAAUGAUGGGUACCGAUGGCGUAAAUAUGGUCAGAAAUCAGUGAAAGGGAGCCCAUAUCCAAGGAGCUACUAUCGAUGUUCAAGCUCUGGAUGCCCGGUCAAGAAACACGUAGAGAGGUCAUCUCAUGACACAAAGUUGCUUAUAACGACGUACGAGGGAAAACACGACCAUGAUAUGCCACCAGGAAGGAUUGUUACUCAUAAUAAUACGCUGGACUCUGAAGUUGAUGACAAGGAACUGAGUCCUAAAGACACAGAAGCAAACAAAACUCCACAGAGCUCAGCUCUUCAAACCAUUACAAAAGACCAGCACGUUGUGGAUUACUCAAGAAAGAAAGCUAAGACUAAUGGCUUUGAGAAAAGUCUUGAUCAAGGUCCAGUCUUGGAUGCAAAGCCAAAGGAGCAAAUAAAAGAAAGAUCAGAGGUAACUAAAGACCAAGCAGCCAAUCACAAAAAGUCAGAUGAUAAAACCACUGCUUGUCAUGAGAAUACGGCAAGAACUCUGGAGAGUCAGGAACAGAAACCCAAAGCAGAGUCUGGUCAAAGCUAAGCAUUUGACGUGUAUCCUGUGGUGAAUUAUAUACGGCUGUUUAACAUAGAUUAGUACAGGCGAUAUGAUUAUAGGCUGUACAGUUUGCUGUUCAGGCGGACCCAGAUUAGAAUAGUGUUUAAUGGAAUAGUAUGCUUACCACCUUUAUGUCGCCUGCGUAUUAGCCAUUUCCAUUUGGUUCAAAUAAGAGAUACAGGCAGUGAUGGUAACACAACAAGAGUCUUUCUUUGUUGAUGGAGCCUGUGUAAUAGUUGUAGUUUGGGGAUGUAUAUGAUUUGAUCAACCUUAUUAAUGGUAUUGAAACAAGACCAUCUAUUACUUCCAA